Molecule: messenger RNA, 1371 nt
Organism: Penicillium psychrosexuale
Lineage: Eukaryota; Fungi; Ascomycota; Eurotiomycetes; Eurotiales; Aspergillaceae
Product: neutral amino acid permease
Exons: 5
Coding region: 1-1371 (456 amino acids)
Biological process (GO): amino acid transmembrane transport
Cellular component (GO): vacuolar membrane
Molecular function (GO): amino acid transmembrane transporter activity
Source: RefSeq, a predicted model, not a curated record
AUGAGCCCCUCGCAUGCUGCAUUGGAUUUCGAUUCCAAUGAGACGAGUCCCUAUAUAAAUCCCGCGGACUUGAUGUCUGAUCCGGAGAAGUUUGAGGUCCCGAAAGUCAGACAAGAUGCCUUUGGCGACGAGGAGUUCGCGGAGGUCAAGUACAAAGUACUCAGGUGGUGGCAAUGUGGUCUGCUGAUGGUUGCUGAAACGGUAUCACUGGGUGUGCUCUCACUGCCCGCCGCUGUGGCAGCUCUGGGACUACUUCCCGCGAUCCUCGUCUUGGUCUUCCUAGGUUUAAUGGCCACAUACACCGGCUAUGUGAUCGGUCAGAUGAAAUGGAGAUAUCCACACAUCUGCACGUUUGCAGACGCCGGUGAGGUUAUAGCAGGGAAAUGGGGUCGGGAAUUCCUCGGCGCUGCACAGAUCGUGUUCUUCAUCUUUAUCAUGGCCAGCCACCUGUUGACCUUCACCGUUGCCAUGAACACCAUCACAAACCACGGCACCUGUUCCAUCGUCUUUGGCAUCGUUGGCAUGGUCAUCUCAUUCAUCUGCUCGUUACCUCGCACUCUGGAAAAGAUGUCAUGGCUAUCCAUCGUUUCAUUCGUAAGCAUCAUGACAUCAGUCAUAAUUGUCAUGAUCGCCGUCGGCAUCACAGCACCCGGACAGGGAGUUGUCGCAGUCGUCGACACAAACCUCUACCACGGCUUCUCGGCUGUCUGCAACAUCGUCUUCGCCUUCUGCGGCCACGCGGCCUUCUUCGGCCUAAUGGCCGAGCUCAGGAACCCAAAAGACUUCACAAAAUCCCUCUGUCUCCUGCAAGGCAUCGACAUGGGCCUGUACAUCACCGCCGCGCUAGUAAUCUACCGGUACGCCGGCGACGACGUGACUUCGCCAGCACUGGGCUCCGCCUCGCCGAUGGUCGCGAAAAUCGCGUACGGCAUCUCGCUGCCGACUAUCAUCAUCGCCGGUGUCAUCAACGGCCACGUCGCGUUCAAGUAUGUCUACUUGCGUGUUUUCCAGGGUACGGACCGCAUGCACAAGCGUGACUGGGUCGCUACGGGCUCGUGGGUCGGUAUUGCGCUUGCGCUGUGGACCAUGGCGUGGAUUAUUUCCGCUGCGAUUCCCGUGUUUAGUAACCUGCUCAGCUUGAUCACGGCGCUCUUUGCUAGUUGGUUUACGUAUGGCUUGAGUGGGAUCUUUUGGUUGUUUAUGAACAAGGGUCUGUGGUUCUCGUCGCCGAGGAAGAUUGCCCUCACUUUGUUGAAUAUCGUUAUUAUUUCUGUUGGUGCUGCGUUGUGCGGUCUUGGUCUUUGGGUCUCGGGCAAAGCUCUUCAUGAUAACCCUAGCAGUGAGAGCUUUUCUUGUGGGAAUAAUGCUUAG